AUGAGUAGUAAGCCACCACCUCCAAAGCAACAACAACAAUCACCUCCUGUCUAUGUACCAAAGGUUAAUAAACAGGCAGAGCCAUCAUCAACAACAUCAACCUCAACAACGUCUACAACAUCAACAUCGACAACAUCAACUACUACUUCACAACCUGCUAUAACAUCAACGACACCAGUUCAAAAUGGAGAUGUAGCAUCAGGAUCAUCAACUACUUCUACAACUUCAACAUCAUCUACAUCGGCAACACCAGCAGCAACAGCGACAACAAAGAAAGAGAAGAAGCCACAACCACCAAGAGAACAUAGAGAGCGACCAAAGAAACCACAACAACCUGAUCAACAACCACAACAACAGCAACCUGAAGCUGCUGUUGGAGGUGCUGGAGGACCACCCGAACAACCUGUUGCAAAGGGUGCAGCCCAAUCCAAACCAGCAGCAAGACAACCAAAAGCUCCAAGAGAGCCAAGACAGCCAAAGGAACAGAAGGAUGCUGUGCAGAAGAAAGAUGGCGAACAGAAGCAACCCCCAGCUCCAAAGGAGCCCAGACAGCCUCGCGAGCCAAAGGAUCAACCCGCAGGUUCCAAAGAGCCAAAGGGUGCUCCAAGGGAGCCGCGACCUCCCAAGGAACCAAGGGCCAAGGCUCCUCCAAAGCAGCCUGCAGCAGCUGCUGCCGGUGGUGCACCACAACAACCUGCAGGCGGUGCCAACAAGGGUGUCAAUCAACCAAAGCAAGGAGGCGGCAAGACCCCCAACACUGGCAAGGGAGGAGCAGCAACAGGUACAGCCGGUGGAAAGAAAGCAGCACCUGCUCAAGCAAAGAAUCCAAAGGAAGAGCAAGAGAGGAGAGAACAAGAGGCCAAGCGAAAGGAAGAGGAACAGCGUAUUGCUGCCGAGCGACUUAAAGAAGAGGAGCGUAAGAAGGAAGAAGAGCGUCUGGAAGCACUGCGCAGAGAGGAAGAAGAAAGACGAUUGGAACAAGAGCGUCUGGAGAAGGAGAGACUUGUACAAGAGCAACAAGCACGCGAACGACUUGCCAAGCUCAAGGAGGAACUAUUGGUAUUGUCACAGCUUCGAGCAAACAACACAAAGGCCAAUGCCAAGAGUCGCGCUGCUGCGGAAGAGGAACUACACAAUCUGGACUCGGGCUUUAAGCGCAUCACAAACUUCCUCAAGAAGCUCAAGUCCAUCUCGGACGUGGACCACAAGGAGAACCUGUUGACAGAGAUACAGCAGCUCAAUCUAUCAAAGUACACAACAGAGAUCAUCCCGUCAAUUGUCAAGUCAUCGUUCAAGAACAAUGACGUACCAAUCAUCGUCAGGCUUCUUUGCGUGCUGCAUCAGCGCUAUGAUGGAAUCGACUCGGCUGCCACUGAGUCGCUAUUCCAACUCUUUGAGCCACUGCCCAUCAUGCCCUCCGAGUCAGAGGCUGAGCGCAACGCCAAGAUCACCAAGCGCAGGAAUGCCAUUCGCCUCAUUGUCGAGCUGUAUUGCGUGGAUAUCCUACAUGGAUACGCUCCCAUUUCCAAGUUGAUCAACAAGAUGAUUACUGGCAGCUCAUAUGAACCCGAGCGCGAUUGUGGAUAUCCCGUGAUGCACAUCUUUAUCAGCUUCUUGCGAGCCUGUGCGCCAUUGAUUGGUUAUUCAAAGGACAAGUGCCCAGAUCUUCCAGACUUUUACAACAACAUCUUGACGACUGAGGAGCAGACAUCGACAAGGGAGUUGGCCGAGACGUAUUACAAGACUGCCAUUGACUACUUGCAGCGCGAACAACAGACACUUCGAGAGAAGGAGAAGGAGAUCAAGAGUGCAAAGUUGACAAAAGGUGAGGUGUCGGAGCAGAUCGCCUCGUCCUACGAGGCAUUGCGCAAGAACUACGAGAAGCUCACCACUGUCAUCUCGUCGUUUGCCGAGAUCAUUGGCGAGACGGUGCCAAGCAGUGACUACUCCACCAAGAUGGAGACAGAGGCCAAUGAAUCAAAGGAUCAAUUGGAGCUGUUUGACUCGCCCUGGGAGAACGAUGAGCAGCGACACUUUUAUGACAACCUCGUCGCCCUUCCCAUCCCCAAGGCCAAGGUGCAACAACAGCAGGCCGCCACUGCCGCCGCUGCUUCAGGUGGUGACAGUGCCACCACAACCACCACUACAGCCACAUCCCCAUCAACUCCAGUACCAGCCACCACCUCAACACCAACUCCAACCAAGAAACACACAAAGGACCCAGAGGAGAAGGCGGCCAAGGCAAAGGCCAAUCAGAUCUACAAGGAGUGUCUGCAACAGUUGCGCACGGCAACUCUAAAGCCAUCGAUUGUGGACAACAUUGUAUUGGAUUUCGUCAAGAUCAACAUCAAGGCAUCAAAGAAGAAGGACUUUAUCGCCGAUCUCUCACAGUGCAGGGCCGACCAGAUACCCUUCUACUGUCGCUUCAUUGCGUCGCUCAAUCAAUCUGCACAGCACAAGGAGUUUGUGUCCAACAUCUGUCAGUCGGUGGAGGACGAGCUCACUGGACUCAUUGAGAAGAAGGAGCAGGUGCACCUCACCAUUCAGAUCAAGAAUGUCAAGAUCAUUGGAGAGCUCGUCAAGUUUAGAGUGUUGCCCAACCCCGUUGCCUUCAACUACCUCAAACUCUGUUUUGACGACUUUACCCAUCACAACAUCGACAUUGCCUGCACCCUACUCGAAGUGUGUGGCCGCUAUCUCUACAAGUUGCCAGAGACUCAGUUCAGGUUGAAGAACAUGCUGGAUAUAUUGAUCAGGAACAAGAAUGCCAAGGUGAUGGAACCAAGACAUGAGGGAUUGAUUGACAAUGCUUAUCUGUCUUGCCGACCAAUGCAGGUCAAGAAGAAGGUCGUGGAUCCAGUGCGUCAGUUUACAAAGUGGUUGAUCUUUAAGUACUUGUGCGAGGAGACGACUAAGAAGGUGGUGGACAAGCUGCUUCAGUUGCCAUGGCCCCAGUGCCAGCCCUAUCUCAAGAAGUAUCUGCUGGCUGUCCACAAGGGAAAGUUUGGCAACAUCUACCCGGUGGCAGAUAUCCUCUACGCGCUGCGCCGGUACUAUCCCACAUUCGUUCGACAUGUCAUCUGGCAGCUGAUCGAAGACAUCACCAGCGGCUUUGAGCGCAACGACUUUACGCGCAAUCAGAAGCGUAUCAUGGCCGUCACAUUGUUUGGCGAGCUGUACAAUGCCUGUCUGCUCAACUCAUUCCACGUGUUUGCACUGCUCAAGGGUGCACUCGAGUAUGGAUACUCAACCAUGCAUCUUCUCCCCGUCAAUCCCGAUCGCGAGAAGGAAUUCCUCAAGCAGCGCUACAAGCCCAACAUCAAUGACUUUGAUCCAAUCAAUGAUACCUUCCGCAUUCGAUUUAUAUGCAGCCUUAUCCUCGUCUGCAAGGAUUGCUUCUCAGACAAGGACAUUACAAGCCACCUCCAGCCAUACUUGUUGUUCUUGCAACGCUAUGCAUUGACCAAGCAGCUGUCACUAGAGUUGGAGUUUAUGUUGUCAGAGUGCUUGGCAAUCGUUCCAAAGAUCAAGGUGUUCAAGACAUGGGAGGAGGCCAAUGAGGAGUGCUCAAAGAAUGCCUCAAAGCUUCAAUUCCCAACCGAAGAGGAGAUGAUGCAACAACAGCAACAACAACAGAGUGCAGAGAAUGAUAAUGACCUUGCUGUCGGAGGCAUGGGUGGCGGCGCGACCAGCAGUGCAGGUGGCGUUGGUCACACCAGACGCAAGGAUUUGAACAGGCACAACGACGCGGCAAACGAUACACAGAGACAGGAGACCAAUCAUCGCUCAGCCGUGGACAUUAAGAGACGCACUCAGGAGGAGACCGAGGAGGACAUGGCAUUGCUCAUGGAGUUCAAGAGGGCCAUGCAAGAGAGCACAGAGGCAAGAAAGUCUGACAGGCCCAAUGUUGGUAAACUUGUUCUGCCCUCUGUCCAGCUGGCUGCCAAGUCAGUCACAUUCCCUGCCACCUCCCCGCCACUCCUCUCCAAUGAGACCAUACCAUCGACAUCAGGCACAUCACCAUUGCCAUCAACAGUUACAACAGCACCAACUUCACCUCCACCUGUCACACAACAACUAUCACCUCAGCCCACACAGCAGUUGCAAUUGCCACAGAUACCCACUACAACUACAACUACUCAAUCGAAUGGUGGUGGUGAUCAACCAGAGAGAGUACAGUUCAAACUACUACUAAAGAGAGGAAACAAGCCAAUUCAAAAGAACAUUGAGAUAUCGGAAGACUUCUCAUUUGUGGCUCAGAUCAAGCAGGCACAAGAGGAGGAAGAGAGGAAUGUACAGGAGAACAAGAGGAAUGUAUUGAGACUGGCCAGUCAAAACACUUAA
Acytostelium subglobosum LB1 is the source of this 4344-nucleotide messenger RNA. RefSeq lists its product as hypothetical. Gene Ontology annotation, molecular function: protein binding; RNA binding. The record is from RefSeq and is a predicted model, not a curated record. Gene Ontology annotation, cellular component: cytoplasm; exon-exon junction complex. Bases 1 to 4344 code for a protein of 1447 amino acids. Lineage: Eukaryota; Evosea; Eumycetozoa; Acytosteliales; Acytosteliaceae. The transcript has 6 exons. Gene Ontology annotation, biological process: nuclear-transcribed mRNA catabolic process, nonsense-mediated decay.